Messenger RNA from Cheilinus undulatus (humphead wrasse), 7568 nucleotides. It is a transcript of the gene shroom1, whose product is annotated as shroom family member 1. Lineage: Eukaryota; Metazoa; Chordata; Actinopteri; Labriformes; Labridae. The record is from RefSeq and is a predicted model, not a curated record. Gene Ontology annotation, cellular component: adherens junction; apical plasma membrane; cortical actin cytoskeleton. Gene Ontology annotation, molecular function: actin filament binding. Bases 420 to 5204 code for a protein of 1594 amino acids. Gene Ontology annotation, biological process: actin filament organization. The transcript has 10 exons.
CUUAUUACCGGAGAGUUGUAGGAGGCACGCCAGCCUACUAGUAAAAAGUGAAAUUUGCCUCUCACUUUAUGUCUUCAGGUUUGACCGUUAGUCACUAAAGAAGAGGACAAACAACCGAGAGGAACAAGGACUAACGUCGGGAGCUGGGAAGCAACAGAUGGAAAUCAGAAAGGUCAGGGACUUGGACUCAAAGUUUGGGAGCUGCUGAAAGAACCACUUCAAGAGGCUUUGAGUAAACAGAAAAAGGCAGGAAAAUGACCUAAUUAGCCAAAAGAAUAACAGAAAACCUGAUACAAAUGUGUUUGUGGUAAUUUUUUUCCUGCUCAACUAAAGAGGAAGACACAUGCGUCAACACACAUACAAGUACCACACACUUCCAAACUCUGCCCCUCCCUUCCUGCCAUCCGUCCCAGUCCUCCAUGGAUUCCUACAACUUCCACUUUGAGAGAAUGAGCAACGUGGACCUGCAUCCUCUGAGCCUUUCUGUCAGCCGGCUCUCCCCAGCUAAGUCCAACAGCAGCAUUGCCGACCAACUUGCCCAUCACCAACACGGCAAAGGAGACUCUGCUUAUAGCUCCUUCUCCGGUGGGUCUAAUGCCCCAGACUACCCCUCUCCCUUUCUCCCAGAAGACCUACAGUCCAGCCACUUCAGCCAUUAUGCUGAUCUGAAGUAUGUGAAGUCCUUCUACCAUCCGACCCAGGUUCUGCAAUCUGACUCAAAGACCAUGGACCAGCUGUAUUGUUCUGUUGAAGCCAUUUCACAGCAGUAUCGCAACAGUACCAACAACAAUGUAAACAUACACAACAGCAAUAAUAGUUUCCAUACCAACAACAAAGCACUGUCAAAGCAAGAUGUACAUCUUGUCCGUCCUCCUCCAAUCCCAGCACGCAUGGACAGUUACAUUGCCACAAAAAACUUAGAAAACAGCAGGAUUCCUCAGCAAGACACUGAGUUUCGAAGCCAGCAGCCACAAGCUAAACAACAGCCUAGACCCAACAAUCGACUACAUCAACAUCCCCAUGGUCUGACCACCCCAAGACUUGAGACAGCUAACCCAGAUACAGGGAACUCGAGCUCAGACCCUGUGUUCUCAGUUUGGAGGGGCUCUCAGCAGCAGCAAACACAGGCCCAGCAGCUACCAGUCUACCGUCCCCACCUCCAGCCUCAUGAUCAGACCAGGGUGAACCAGCAGUUUAACCCAGAAUACCUUUUCAUCACAGACAACAAAUCCACCUCUGAGCAGCAGAAGUCAGCAAACAUUUUAAGCCGAUCACCUCCCCGUGCCACGAACCAGCCUGACCACCUGAAGCCCACACAGCCCUCAAGCAAUGCUGGAAGUAAUGUAAACCAUCAAAACAAGCCCAGUGGUAGCAGCAGCCGCUUUGAGAACCAGCGUAAAAGAGCACACUCAGCUGACGACUGGGUUAGUUCAGAGCCAAUCCGAGCUGCAAGCCCUUGGAAUUCCAGCCAGAGUUUCAUCAACAGCAGCAUUCAGCAUAAGGGUCAGUUCUACUUUGUCACAGGAGUUUGUAAGCCGUCUGAAUCCAGUAUGAGGACACACUCUGCAUCAGUGUGUGGGUCUGAGGCUGGGAGUGAGAGCUCUACUGUAUUAGAGACACACAGCCUAAGAGAAAAAGAAAGAUGCCACAGCACAAUGGACAGUUUGUUCAGACCUCUCCAAGAGAGCUCUCGUUCUUCUAGUGGCAUGAUGAUUUCAGAUGACAAAGAGGCUUAUCAUUCUGUGCCCAGGACCCAGGAUCAGGAGAACCGUAGGUUAUCUCUUGCCUCAAUGCAGUCAUCUCAAAGCUUUGAUGCCUUGGAAGAUAUUGAUAUGAUGCAUAGUCGAGACAUUGGCCGCCACACUGCCAACAACCCCAUAUUCUACUGUGGACCUGAAAGAAACGGUCUGCCAAAUUUAGUGAUUAAAUCAAAGGAGGUCCCCACACUGAUAAGCAAUGAACAAGUCAACCAUGCAAAGAAAGAGGACAAGGCAAAGAGAGGGAAACGACAGCCUUUGGCAGAUGUAGCCAGUGAGAGGAUAAACAAAGAAACAACCCCUCUUCUGUACCAUCUCACUGGAGCCAGUAGGGCAGCAUUACAGCCUAAAAAUACAGCUGAUUUCAGUACAAGAGGCAAAGAGACUAUCCAAAACAAAAUAGGACACAAAGAUAUGGCAGUUAACAAUAAAGAGAGAGCUCAAAAAAUUGAUACAAGCAAGGCUGAUAAAGGGGAUGUUGUCUCUAGUGCUUGUAACACCCUGGACGACUCAUUUAAAAAGUACUACAAAGAAAAGCUAAAGGACGCCCAGUCUAAAGUCCUAAGGGAGACUUCAUUUAAAAGGAGGGACCUGCAGCUGUCAUGGCCUCACCGUUUGAGGCAAAAACCUGAGUUGAGGCCUACUGUGAUCCACGCUUUCUCCCCCUCACAGGACUCUGAGACAUCUACAGAAACGAUCACUCCCUCGUUGACUUCUGAAGAAACAGAGAAGGGCAGUAUAAAAGAUGAAAUCAGUGAGAGCCACAGGGAGGUGGAUAAAGAGAUUGAAAAGGAAAAUGGAAAAUCCCCUAAUGUUGCACAGCCUCAGGUAGCACGUAUCGGAGGCAGAAGGCGGUUGACUCCUGAGCAGAAGAAGAUGUGCUACUCUGAACCAGAGAAACUCAACCAGCUUGGUGGCGCCCCAGUCCACUCCGCUUGUCGUUCCUUUGGCAACGAAAAUGACAACUUUUUCGCAGCUGAAUGCGAAGAAGAGGACCGUGUGCUUCAGGGAGAGCAGGGACUGGUCGCAACUCGUAGGAAGAUUUUUGAGAUGAGAGGUCGGGCCCUUUCAGCCUCCAGUGCUUCAAAGACAAACCUAAAACAUCUGCAACACAAAGCCCUGGUGGAGUACAUGGAGCGUAAGACAGGUCAGAAAGUGGCAGAACCACAGCAGCCAGUGCCUCAGGUACCAACUCCAUCAAGACAGAGGCAUUCUCUUGGGGAGAAACCAUUUGACUGGGGUCCCAGGCCUCUAUCAGGAAACCAGGAAGGCAAAAACACUAAGAAGAAACUCCACAGACCCCACUCUGCAGGACGAAUCCUGGACUCCUCCACCAGCUCAAUCAGGUAUGCCCAGUUCUUCUCAGCUCAGUCCUGCUCAGGCCAGUAUGCUGGCCAUUCCAAUCAGCCCAGAUGGAGAGAGAGUCAUGGUCCAUCUCAGGGGAAAUCUGCUUCAGUGGAGAGUCUCUUAGACCAGUCUGACGUGCCCAGUUUUAUCAGGAAUAGAUCCAGAUCUACACCACAUGCAUUUCAGGUAAUCGAGAAGGAUCCAUUACCUGUUAAUACUAUGGAAACCUGGAGUUCCCAGAUGAACAAUACAGCGGAUUCCUUGACAGAGGCAAUCACAGAGGUCCAGCAGCGUGCUCGUGUAGUUGCACAGAGGGGGAAGUCCAUGGAAGAGCUCGGGUCAUCAAAGUUAACAAGACUAUCAGCCUUGAGUAAAAGCUCUGAGCAGCUGGAUCAGAUCUCCAGGCAUUCAUCUGGACCAGGACUGGACAGAGACAAAAGGAGUGUCUCAUUCUUUGCUGAAGUCAGAGAAGCUCAGGGACAGGACAGAGGGAGGAGGAAGGAACAUGUACCAGAGCCAGCUGGAGCGAAAGUCGGUCUGAUGCAAACUCAGGGACAGACACAAAACCAAACCCAGAAAAAGUCUCUGUUGAAGCAGAACUCAGAACCAGAGCAGGACACCUUGGCAGGAACAAGGAACUCAAGUAGAUCCACCUCCCCCGCUUCUCGUUCCUCUUCCCGGGCCAGGGUUCGCUCAGGUUCUCCUGGUUCUCACGGCCCUGUCGAAACCAGCAGGUCACCCAGUGAGACUUCAUCUAACCCACCUUCCCCCAGAGGUCCAGAUACUAGUGAGGGAGAGAUCAAAUCCACAUCAUCCACCCCCACACAGACAAAGCUACCUUUUGAGAGCAGGCCAAGCUCCAGAGUUGGGACUUCUCCUCCUCCUCUGGCUGGAACAGAGAGAGAGCAGUCAGUGGACGAACCGAGUGGUGAAGCGCCACCAGCCGAGUCAAACCAUGAAGUGUCUCUGAGCUGUGGCGUCACCACAGAUCCAUCGCUGUGGAUCGUCCCCCCAGAAGAAGAGCUCAAAGAGGAAGUCCAGAACUUGCGGCUGACAGACGACGUUUUUGAUGAGGACUCCACCAGCUCAGCCACUCAAACUCAGACAAAUAAAAUCUCUGUGUCUCCGUGCACCUCUGUCUCUGACACAGACAUCAUUCAGCAGGUGGAAGAGGAGGAAUAUCCAGAAACAGAAGAUGAGAAGUUGAAAGAGAACCAGGAGCUGGAAGAGAGGGGGACACCCGAGGGAGAGACGGAGAGCCAAGAGAGGCCUACUGAGCAACCUAAGUGGGAAGAGCUCGUAGAAGCAGUGGUGAAAGCUGACCAAUCGCUGGUCGGAGUGCUCUACCCGCUGACAAAUCGUAAGACAGCCCUAAUGCUGAUGGAGCAGCUGCUAUCAGAGGAUACUCUGCUAAUGGAGGAGCACUACAAGAAGAAACAGGAGCAAAGAGGAGCUUCUGAAAGUGCUGGGACAGUUGAGGAGGCUGUGCCACCUGCUUGUCCAUCUGCUCCAGACAGCCUCAUCCCUCAGUGUUCAGACCUGCAGAGCAAAGCUGACAUCACUGAGAAGAAGCGUCUGUUAGUGUCUCAUAUCGAGACACGACUACGAUCGCUGAAGGAGACGCGUGACAUCCUCCAGACAGAAAUUAAGGAGAACGUGGCCCAUGGUGAGACCCUGGAGGUACUCGUCCGUGACCGUUGUCUGCCUGUAGAGCUGGAAAGGUACAAGCUGUUCAUCGGAGACCUGGAGAGGGUGGUCAACCUGCUGCUAUGCCUCUCUGCCCGACUGGCCAGGGUACAGAACGCCCUGAGCACCGUGGACCAACACACAGAUGCUGAGGAGAAGCAAUCCCUGGACAGUCGCCACCGCCUGCUGUGCAAGCAGAGAGAGGACGCCAAAGACCUGAAAGAUAACCUGGACCGGAGAGAGAACCUGGUCUCCACUUUUCUGUCCCGCCAGUUGUCGGCCGAGCAGCUGCAGGAUUACCGGCGCUUUGUGCAGACCAAGGCAUCGCUGCUCAUCAGGCAGAAGGACCUGGAGGAGAAACAGAGGCUGGGAGAGGAACAGCUGGAGGCACUUACUAACAGCCUGAAUGUGUGAGAGGACAGGAGUAACAGAAGCACUGAUUUCUUCUUCUUCUUUUUUUUUUUUUUUCUUGACUUGCCCUGAUGGAGGGGUGAAUCAUUCAAAAGGACAUUCAGAGGCCUUUAGGUGUGCUUUUUAGACACUAUAAAACACAAUGUGUGGAUCCAGUCAGCCUGUUAUUUUUGCACCUAGUCUUUGUGCUUAAAGGAGUUUGACUGCUGUCUGCAUUCCUUUCAUAACUAAAGGCCGAACAAGAGCUGAGCAUUUAAGACUGUAAAGACUGAAGCUCCUUGCUUUCUCUGCUCAUCUAAUCACCACACAUUGUCAUUCGCACAAUCUGCAGAGCUUUUCCUAAUAUUUUGGACUUGUUUCCGUUGACUUUAAGCAGAGGAAUGAACGGAUUUUUGCGUGCCUUCAUAUUUGCAGAACAUUUUCCAUUAGAGCUGCUGGUUGGAAACUUUGCGUCCUUCUUUAGUUUUCCAGCUACUGCCCUUCACUUUCCGUAAAGAUGAUAGUUGCUCAAAGCCCUGCAUCUGCACCUGAGGAAACCUUCUAUAAGCUUUAAGAUUAUACUUUGACCAGGAAGAAGACUUCAGUAAAACGAGAGUAGCCUGAAAGGGGUUGCUGUACUGUAUCAUGUCAGUAAAAAAAAUGUACGAUAGAUGUAGUUGAUUUAAUCUUUUUUCAUAAUGUUCUUUUAUAAAAAAUGUUUCAAAUUAAGGCACUAAAAACCAAAAAGGGUGAAUGAAGAAAAGCACUUUGUUAUGAUACGUGAAUGCACAUUUAUUCAAAACCACAAUUGUUUCAAUCUCAAGUGAAAGAAAGCCUUACUCCAUCCGUUUAAACAAUAUUUCUCUCUUCACUUUGAAUAGGAAUGUUGAAAUAAUGUUCUGAAAAAGGUACACGAGCACACCCCAGCAACAUUAAGGAAUGUGUAAGAAUUCUUUUCCAGCUUAUUUCAUGCUUAAUGUUAUUAAGUCUUGAUGAUUUCAUGCUGGAACGGUUCCUCAUACUGAGGCAGUAAACCUCUUUAAAGCAGAUUAUAAGUAAGCAACAAUUAUUUCUCCCAAUGUCCCUUUGUCGCAGAAGUGACACGUGAUACUUGAAAUGCUUUUUUUGUAUGGGUAAGUCCACAAUCUUCACUUCAGGUGUCUUAAACUAACUUUCUCUUCUCUACCUCCACUGUUUAGCCCCUUUUUAGACACACAUAACCUUUAGAUUUAUUUAAAUUUACACAGUUGUCUCUAGUCAAAAAGUUCUUAUUGAAAACACUUUGAAUAAAGUUAUUUUCCCUUAUUUUUAAAAGAAAACAUCACUGCGUCUAUGAAAUUAGCUUCUAUUGCUGUAUUAAUUUCUAUUGACUGAAUUUUUUAACCUUAAAAGAGUUGUUUUAGAGUCAUGUGAGCUGCUGCUCUACAUGUGCAGUUUGUGUGUGUGUGUCUUUGCUUGGAAUCAUGAAUGUCUUAACUAUGUGUGCGUAGAGAUUAGUCGUUGAACAGAGACAGAACUCCUCUUGGUGUUUGCUGUGUACUUUUUAAACAAAGCUCCUGUUACGUCUUAAUGUGAUCAAAAUGUUAUCAUCCCUCAGGAAGCUAAACCGGUUUGCUGUACUGAGAGUAACACACCAAGUGUUUGGGUUGCUCUAAUGAUUUUUAAUGCCACAAAGCAUCAUUAGCAGUUAUUACGCACUCAUAAAUAACUUAAUCAGUGACCUAAGAUGUCAGAAAAAGAGGACAAAUAACUUUUUCCAGACACUGGAAUCCCUUCCAUGCCUUCACCCCCAAAGCAUUUCUCUGAAGAUUUACGUCCGGCCUGUUUCAGUUUGCUAAACAAAUGUAUGUUUGUUUUGGCCUUUGUGCUGACGCAGAGCUGAAGGGUUAGAAAAACUCAUGUUGUUUCCUGCAGCCUGCUGGAAUUCCUGAAGCAUGCAUAAGACCAAUAUUUUGAAGUAGGGAAGCAAAGAGUGGGGAGAAAGUGAGGGAAAAGCUCACACAAAGGAGCAGCACAUGGAGAAAUAAUCCUUUUAGUUCUUGCUGUGUGUGCAUACUAACAAAUAUUUGACAAAUUCCUGAGUCAUUUCUUGUUUCUGUCUUUCAAUCAAAGCAGAUUUUGUUAAGGUCGCAGGAAAAGGGUGGCUGUUUUUCAGGCGAGGGGUUUGUUUCAAGUACUGGUGGCGUGCGACAUUAAUACGUGCAGAACUUUUUUUAAAACGAGGAUGAAAAGAUGUCUUAAGAUCCCAGUUGGUGGUAUGACAGCAGAGACAUUUCUGAAGCCACAUUUUCUGCUAUAUUUCCUUUCAGUUUUGAGAGUUUGAGUUGUUUUUGUGCCUGUUUGGAAUUGUAAAUUCCAUGAUGUUUGUAAUAUUGUGAAUAAAUUAAG